Messenger RNA from Xyrauchen texanus (razorback sucker), 773 nucleotides. Its product is annotated as ras-related protein Rab-3C-like. The record is from RefSeq and is a predicted model, not a curated record. Gene Ontology annotation, biological process: protein localization to plasma membrane; protein secretion; regulation of exocytosis. Gene Ontology annotation, molecular function: GTPase activity; GTP binding. The transcript has 5 exons. Lineage: Eukaryota; Metazoa; Chordata; Actinopteri; Cypriniformes; Catostomidae. Bases 103 to 771 code for a protein of 222 amino acids. Gene Ontology annotation, cellular component: synaptic vesicle; endosome; plasma membrane.
UGGAAGCGGAGCGCUGAUGCUGAAGAUCAGAGGACACAGUGGGAUACGAGCAUCACCGGGAACCGACUGAAGAAUCGAGCCAAAUAUUCGGUCUUCGGUAGCAUGCGUCAGGACGGAUCAAUGCAGGUGGCGGCACAGAAAGAAGGUUCUGACCAGAACUUUGAUUACAUGUUUAAACUGCUGAUCAUUGGAAACAGCAGUGUAGGAAAGACAUCGUUUCUCUUCCGAUACGCUGACGACGCCUUCACGUCAGCGUUUGUGAGUACAGUGGGCAUCGAUUUUAAAGUCAAAACUGUCUACAAGAAUGAGAAGAGAAUCAAGCUGCAGAUCUGGGAUACCGCUGGGCAGGAGCGAUACAGAACCAUCACCACGGCAUACUAUCGAGGAGCCAUGGGCUUCAUCCUCAUGUAUGACAUCACUAACGAGGACUCAUUCAGAGCCGUCCAGGACUGGUCAACCCAGAUAAAGACGUACUCCUGGGACAACGCACAGGUCAUCCUGGCAGGAAAUAAAUGUGACAUGGAGGAGGAGAGAGUUGUGUCCAUGGAUAGCGGCAGACUGCUGGCAGAACAGUUGGGUUUUGAGUUUUUCGAAACGAGUGCCAAGGACAACAUCAACGUGAAGCAGACCUUUGAGUGUCUGGUGGACAUAAUCUGCGACAAGAUGUCAGAGAACUUAGAGACUGACCCCGCUGUAACCACAGGAACCCAGGGAACAGCGAGGUUAACAGAUAACCCUCCACCACUACAGCAACCUAACUGUGCCUGUUAGUG